Molecule: messenger RNA, 1549 nt
Organism: Carassius gibelio (silver crucian carp)
Lineage: Eukaryota; Metazoa; Chordata; Actinopteri; Cypriniformes; Cyprinidae
Product: isoaspartyl peptidase/L-asparaginase-like
Exons: 7
Coding region: 148-951 (267 amino acids)
Molecular function (GO): asparaginase activity
Source: RefSeq, a predicted model, not a curated record
UCUGUUACGCCAUCUAAAGGUUCCUUCGCUUGCACUUCUGCUAUCUGUGAUUACAUAUUCCAGUCGUUAGCCGUUAAUCUGCUAUACUAUUGGUGUAAAGGGGCAGCCAGGACUGGGUAUGCCAUCCUCCAGAAGGGAGGAAGUGCCAUGGAUGCUGUGGUUGAAGCAGUGGCCCUGAUGGAGAACAACCCAAGGUUCAAUGCAGGUCAGGGGUCAGUGCUAAAUGUGAAGGGGGAAGUGGAGAUGGAUGCGAUGGUAAUGGAUGGCAGGAAUCUAGAUAGUGGGGCUGUUUCAGCGGUCAGAAGAAUUGCUAACCCAGUGCAACUGGCCAGGCUUGUCAUGGAGAAGACAAAACACUUGUGUCUGACAGCUGAAGGGGCCUCUAAGUUUGCCAGAAGCAUGGGUGUAGCGGAAGUGCCUGAGGAGUCAUUGAUCACAGACUAUGCCAAGAUGCGCUGGAAGAAGAACCUGCAGCCAGAUGCCAACCCUGUGGAAUGCCAAAUGGGCAAGAUGGGAACAGUUGGUGCAGUUGCUGUGGACAAAGACGGGAACAUUGCUUGUGCCACAUCCACUGGUGGAAUGCUAAAUAAAAUGGAGGGUCGUGUGGGAGACACGGCGUGUGUUGGAUGUGGGGGUUAUGCAGAUAACAAUAUUGGGGCUGUCUCACCCACGGGCCAUGGGGAAGCCAUCAUGAAGGUCACGCUGUCUAGACUCGUUCUCUUCCACAUGGAGCAAGGCAAGACCCCAGAGGAGGCUAGUGACCUAGCUCUUACGUAUAUGAAGGAGCGGGUGGAUGGUCUUGGCGGGGUGGUGGUGGUAGAUCCAAAAGGGACCUGGGCAGCUCAGUUCAGCAGUUUACAGAUGUCAUGGGCCGCUGCCCAGCAGGGCAAACUCCACUAUGGGCUGCUCCGUGGCGAACACUUUGUUGAGCCUGUACAAGAGAACAUAUAAUGACCAUACAUAUAUGCACAGUCAUAGGCACAUUUUAGUUUACAUUUUUACAAUCAGUAUUUAAUACAAAGGGAAAUGUGCAUUCAUGCAAAUAAGUGUUUGUCUGAAUACAUACAUGCAUCAUGGCAGUAAUUGAGCAUUAUUAUGCAUUUGGUGGUUGAUCUUCUCUACAGUAAACAGUAAAGCAAUGCAAGUCUUAUAUAUAUUAAUGGACACAAUAACUAUUAUAACACUCCAUUUUUGAGGACACUACAACAGUGUAAUACUGUAUUUUCUCCAGUAGAUGGAGGUAAAUUUAUGAUUUUGGAAUCGUGAAUUUUAUUUGUUGUAAGGUGCAGUGCCCAUUAAAAGAGACAGUUCACCCCAAAAUGCUAAUCCUGUCAUCAUUUACAUUUGUUCCAAACCUGUUAGACUUUCUUUCUUUUGUUGAGCAUAAAAGAAAAUAUUUUGAAGAAUGUUGGUAACAAAACUGUUGAUGGUAGUUUCCAUAGUUUGAGUAUAACUUCAAAAUAUCUUAUUUUGUGUUAGUAAAUAUUGACAGAAUUGUCAUAUUUGGAUGAAAUAUGCCUUUAAUAAUAAUUACAUUUUUUUAAAUAAA